AUGAUCCAAGAUAGUUCUUCUGAUGAUGAUGAUUAUGAUAAUGAUGUUUGUAAGGCUAAGACUGUUAAAAAAGACAUCAGAUUUAAACAUGCUCCCGCUGCUGCGUUUGCUAAGGAUAAAGACCAAGUUACUGUUGAGGAUGAUGCAUUUGUUGAGGAGGUCUCAGAUGGGGAUGUGGACCUAUGCUUUGUGGGAGGAACAGGGGAUGAUGCAUAUAAUGCAUAUGAUCCAGGGGCUGACUCAGAUGGGGCAAAUUCAUGGCAUUCUGAAGAAAUGAAGACUCCCCCGAAUUCAGAGGAUGAGGGGACAGAUGAGGAGUCCGAAGAUGUUUGUCCUGUGUUUAGAGAAGGUAUAAGGUUUGGAGAACUACAACUGGAAGUUGGCAUGAAAUUCAACACAAAAUGGGACUUUAAGGAGGCUGUUAGGGAGUUCACAAUCCAAGAGGGCAGACAGAUUAGGUUCAGGAAGAAUGACAAUGUGAGGAUGAGGGCUACUUGUAAAGUGAAAGGAUGUCCAUGGGUGGUGUAUGCAUCAAAGGAUCAUGAAGAUACUUGUUGGCAAAUAAAGACCUUCGUUAAUGAUCAUACAUGCCCAAGGGAGGAUAAAAACAGGGCAGCUAAUAGAAAUUGGGUGGAGAGAAAACUAGUCAAGAAGGUUAGGAAAUACCCAAAUUUCAAGCAUUGUGAUGCUGCCACUUACUUCAAGUCAAGGUUUGACUUGUCCUUGAACAAGAACUCAAAAUCAAGGGCCCUCUUUGAUGCAAGAAAUGUGGUGUUUGGGGAUGAAAAGGAACAAUACAAAAUGCUGAGGGAUUAUGGUCUUACACUUCUUAAGACUAAUCCUGGAUUAACAGUUGAAAUUUGUUGCACUCCCCAACCUCAAUCUGAUUCAAUGUUUGAGAAAAUGUAUGUGUGCUUGAAUGGAUGCAAGAAUGGUUUCAAAUUCGGAUGCCGACCAUUGAUUGGACUGGACGGUGCUUUCCCAAAAACUCAAUUUGGUGGGCAAAUUCUGUCGGCAGUGGGGCAGGAUGCUAAUCACCAUAUCUACAUCAUAGCGUGGGCAAUUGUUGGCGUAGAAAACAAGGAGAAUCGGAAGUGGUUUCUUGAGUUGCUACACCAAAACCUUGGAGACUAUAGGCAACAUGGGUGGUGCUUUAUAUCUGACUUGCAGAAGGGAACUGCAUGA
This is a messenger RNA of Arachis ipaensis, 1185 nucleotides long. The record is from RefSeq and is a predicted model, not a curated record. NCBI's taxonomy places the organism in Eukaryota, Viridiplantae, Streptophyta, Magnoliopsida, Fabales, Fabaceae.